Aspergillus pseudonomiae is the source of this 855-nucleotide messenger RNA. Its product is annotated as bZIP transcription factor. Gene Ontology annotation, biological process: regulation of transcription by RNA polymerase II. Bases 1 to 855 code for a protein of 284 amino acids. Gene Ontology annotation, molecular function: DNA-binding transcription factor activity, RNA polymerase II-specific; RNA polymerase II cis-regulatory region sequence-specific DNA binding. The record is from RefSeq and is a predicted model, not a curated record. The transcript has a single exon. NCBI's taxonomy places the organism in Eukaryota, Fungi, Ascomycota, Eurotiomycetes, Eurotiales, Aspergillaceae.
AUGACUUCAAUCACCGUGGUACCACCACAGUUCCUAUGGGACCUGGCUCCUUCUUUCCCUCAGCUAUCAUCAUGCUUCAAGCACCUCACAAAUGAGCAUCAGCAGCUGAGCUUGGAGAACAUCAGUCCGUACGACGCAUGGCCUAAAUAUAGACAUGCCACCUCCUUUGCCAUGUGCAGUGCAGACCAGUCAAGCCUCGCUCGUCCACAGCCAGUUUUAGAUGCGAUGCCUCUGACGGAAGCGACUUUGCCCAUUCAGACAACCUCCCACUCCAUCGAUGGCGAGCCCAAAGGACGUGCACAAAACACGGCCGUUCCAGAGCCACCUGCAAAGGAGCCUUCACACACCUUUACACAUCACGACAAGAUAAAUAAAGACUGGAAGGCAAGACGAGACAAGAUUCUGCAGCGGAACCGCCAAGCUGCCAAACGAUGCCGUCAGCGAAAGAAGCUCGUGGUAGAAGAAAUCGAGUCCCUUGCCGAUGCGCAUGCCUGGCGGAAUAGCGAGCUCCGGAUGCAAAUUGAACAACUGCGGUAUACAAUACUGGACCUCCACGGCGAGGUACUGAAACACGCCCAAUGCGAUGACGAGCCAAUCAAGCGAUAUCUUGCGCAGAGGGUUAGAAAAAUCUCAGAGGAGCACAUAGUCGACUCUGCGAGUCCUCAGCCAAUAGACCCGCAGCUGUCUUCAUCUUCCUUCGCAGCACGACCCGAACAAAACUUAGAGGGGGAUGGUACUCAGUAUGACUCGCAGGGCUUUUCCCAUAUUUGGCCUUGCCACCAUUCAGCCUUAACAUCAGCUUCUUCGGAUGGACAAACUGUGGACCACAAUUUAUUCGAAAUGAUCAGUUAUUGA